This is a messenger RNA of Poecilia reticulata (guppy), 617 nucleotides long. RefSeq names its product ATP synthase peripheral stalk subunit F6 (gene atp5pf). Gene Ontology annotation, cellular component: proton-transporting ATP synthase complex. NCBI's taxonomy places the organism in Eukaryota, Metazoa, Chordata, Actinopteri, Cyprinodontiformes, Poeciliidae. Gene Ontology annotation, molecular function: proton transmembrane transporter activity. Gene Ontology annotation, biological process: proton motive force-driven ATP synthesis. The record is from RefSeq and is a predicted model, not a curated record.
ACGCUGCCAAUAGGGGGCAGUAUUGAUACCUAAACCCAAUUUUCUUCCCACAAUCCACCGCGGUCCUCCACAUUUGUUUGAGUGUCAAGCCCAAGAUGUCGCUGCAUCGGCUGUUCCAGUUGUCCUCUCUGCUACGCUCCGCCGUGAGCCUCACCCUGCGCAGGAACAUCGGCAUCUCUGCGGUGGUCUUCAACAAAGCCAAGGACCUCGACCCCAUCCAGAAGCUCUUCCUGGACAAGAUCCGGGACUACAGCGGCAAGAGCCAGACCUCCGGCGGUGUUGUGGAYGCGGGACCCGAGUUCCAGAAGAACAUGUCCGAAGAAGUAGCCAAACUGCAGAGGUUGUACGGAGGAGGAGACCUCAACAAGUUUCCAGACUUCAAAUUCUCUGAGGCAAAAUUUGACGAAGUCGCCAAGUGAAGGACGUCCAUGUUGUAAAUCUCCUACAUGUCUCAAGUGUGUCGUAUUUAAUAAAAGAGAGUGGAGGGAAAAUGAGGAUCUGGAUUUUAUUUGACGUGAGUUGUUCAAAUGGUAAAUAAUUUUGGGACCCAUCAAAAACCUGCGGAUAUUUUUUUUCAGAUCACAAUAUCAGAAAUAAAUGUUAUUUUGAAAUGUUUA